AUGUUUAGAGAUGGAGAAUCGGAGGUAUUAUUGGAAGAAGAUUCAGGUCAGAUGCUCAAAGAGUUGUCGGAAACACUAAAUAUCGAUGAGUCAACCAAAAAAGAUAUGGUCUGUAUUAAAUAUAUUAUCAGUCAAUUUCCUUCUACAUAUGCAUUAUGCGAUUAUGUAAAUUUGUCUGGAAGGGUCGGAUCGCUUCAACUGUUAUCGAGAUUAGCAGUGAGAGCGGCCCUUGCAAGGGAAUCCAGUGUGCAACAACUUCCGUUACCGCCGCGACUGAAGGCUUCAGUGGCUGCUCUCUUCGCUAGCACCAUACGAUGUUCAGUACCAGAACCAAGAGAGUUGCGUCGAUUCGUAUCAAGGCCACCGCCGGGAAGCAGCCGGUUACACUGCACGAUGCUGAGGCAUGCCAUAGAACCUAUGCCGUGUUAUACGCUCUAUCUGGAAUAUUUAGGCGGUCUCGUACCGCUCUUGAAAGGCAGACGAAUUAGCAAGAUCAGACCAGAAUUCGUGAUAUUUGACCCACAGAAUCAGGAGACUUUACAGGUACUCGACGAUACGUCACAGUACCCGUCAUUCAGCGAUGGUUCGGACACCGAAAGAGACACCGCGGACCUGUGUGGGUCGCCACGGAACAAAAAAAAAAGUAGAAGAAGAAGAGAGGAGAAGUCGAAUGACGAAACGGACGAACUUACGUACGCGGAUACCUUACCAGAGCAUGCGAGACUAGUCGAGGUAACAUCAAAUAUCUGGGGAACAAAAUUCAAAUUUCAUGGCUUGGCGGAUUCGAUUCCCGCAAACCUAGGUCAAGUGACUUAUCGAACAUCGUUACUACAUCUACAGCCGAGACAAAUGACGCUCGUAAUGACGGAACUUAGGGAUGAUUUACCUUCAGAUGAUUUUACGAGGUGCUAGAUUGCACGCCGUUUGGGAAGAAUUUUCAAAGGCGCCUUCGUAUGUGCUG
Messenger RNA from Dinoponera quadriceps, 961 nucleotides. Its product is annotated as tubby-related protein 4-like. The record is from RefSeq and is a predicted model, not a curated record. The coding region runs from base 1 to 912 and encodes 303 amino acids. The transcript is spliced from 6 exons. NCBI's taxonomy places the organism in Eukaryota, Metazoa, Arthropoda, Insecta, Hymenoptera, Formicidae.